UAAUAUUAUUUAUUCAUAUAGAAGAAGAAAAUAUGUAUAAUCAUAAAGAAAAAGGAAAAAUUAUAAUUUCUAGAAAAGUUUAUAAACUUGCACAAAAGUCUUUUUCUCAUUUACAUUAUUCUUGUAAAUAUUUUUGAGUUAAAUAUAAUCUUUUGUUUGUUGUUCGCAAAUAAAAUUCUUGAGGUUGUUCUUUUAACUUUGUAAGUGAAUACAUUUAUUUGACUAUCGCUUGCUUUCAUUCACAAAUAUGAUUAUCCUAAAAGUAUACAUGAGUAACGAGUCCAGCUAAUAUAAUUUCUAUAGUUGCAGAUAAUCCAGUGUCAUCUUUGUCCACUAAUAGCUUCAAGAACACGAUCCAAUCAAGCUUUUCGUUGUUCUGCUUUACUUGAAUUGAAUUAAGAUCAUUUUAUUUGUUUAGACUAAUCAAGUUUUGAACACAUAUGGUCAUGACUUUAUAGCCGAUGCUGAAACAGGAAAAUUUGAUUGUGUUAUAGAUCGUAGCCAGAUUAUUAGUCAAUGCAUUGAUAUUUUAUUCGGGAAAACAAAAGUCAAUGUUCUUUUAAUUGGAGAACCGGGUGUUGGAAAAACUGCUAUUGUUAAAGGUUUAGCACAACGUAUUGUUAAUCAAGAUAUUCCUCGUACAUUAUCGAAACGUUUAAUCGGAUUAGAUAUGCAAGAAUUACUUGGUAAGAUUUAUCAUAUAUUUUGAAAGGUUCAGUCUAUAUAGAAAAG
This is a messenger RNA of Rotaria sp. Silwood2, 732 nucleotides long. NCBI's taxonomy places the organism in Eukaryota, Metazoa, Rotifera, Eurotatoria, Philodinida, Philodinidae. The record is from the annotation of a GenBank genome assembly.